AUGGACUACCUCGAAAGGCUGAUGGGUGGCUCUGCGGAUCGGCAAGCGAAGGGCCACAUGCCCUUCACAGAUCGCAUGGAGUACCUGGAGCAAUUCAUGGGCGACUCCUUGGGCAAGCACGAAAAGGAGCUGGCGGCCACGGCGGCCAAGGUCGGAGACCAUGCCGACAAGCAUGGAAAGGCCUUGGCAGAGAUGCAGGCAAAGAUCACGAACGACACCAAGUCCAGCCACGCGUCGCUUGCGGAGCGACUGCAAUACGUCGAGCAGCUGCUCGGCGACUCUGUGAGCAAACAUGCUCAGGAGCUUGAGAGCGCGAAGGCCAAGUUGGAAGAAAUGCACGUGCGAGUCUCCGGCUGCGAGGCCCACGGCGACUCUCUGAAGAUGGACCACAACGGCAGCAAGGCCCGGCUCGAGGAGCACCAUGCGACGCUGCAGCAGCGGUUGGACUUCUUGGAGAAGGCCAUGGGUGACUCCUUCGAGAAGCACGAUAAGGCCCACGGUGCCUCGCUCGAGACGCUGAAGAAGGCCCACAGCAAUCUACAAAGUGAGAAGCAAGCGCUGGAGCAGAACCACGCCAGCCUGGUUGAUCGUGUGGAGAAGGUCCACAAUGCGCUCACCAGUCAGAAGGCGCAGCAGGAUGUCACCCAUGCAUCUUUGAGGGAGCGCGUGGAGUUCCUGGAGUCCACUAUGGGCGACAAUGCCGACAAACACAGCAAGGCACUGGCAGAUCUCCAUUCGAAGAUCGCCAGCGAUGCUAAGUCGAACCACGCUUCGGUCUCCGAGCGGCUCGCCUAUGUGGAGCAGAUGCUCGGCGACUCAGCAAGCAAGCACGCCAAGGAGCUGGCAGAUGCACGGGCCAAGCUGGACGACAUGCAUGCGCGAGUUUCCGGGUGCGAGGCGCACGGAGAGCACAUCGAUGCUCUCAAGAAGUCUCACAGCACCAUUCACAGCACCGUCACCGCCAGCAAGGCGAAGCUCGAUGAAAAGCUCGAGGAGCACCACGCAUCGCUCAGUCAGCGCAUGGACUUCUUGGAGAAGGCCAUGGGUGAUUCCUUCGACAAGCACGCAAAGGAGCUGGCAGCCACCGCAGCGAAGGUGGAGCUGAGGCAUAGCCGGGUCUCGGACGAGCGCAUCGCGCGAGAGGCUCAUGCGGCUUCGUUGGAGACCCUGAAGAAGGCCCACGGCAGCCUUUUAGGUGAGAAGCAGAUGCUUGACAAGAGCCACCAAGCUUUGGCGGAGGGCCUUGACAAGGUGCAGGGCACGCUCAGCAGCAAGAAGGCUCAGCAGGAUGUCACGCAUGCGUCUCUGAGGGAGCGCGUGGAGUUCCUAGAGUCUUCGCUUGGGGACAAUGCUGACAAGCAUGGCAAGGCGCUUGCCGAGCUCAAAGCUUCGCACGCCAAGAUCCUCAGUGGGAAGGAGUCGAUCCACGCAUCGUUGUCUGAGCGACUGCAGUACAUCGAGCAAACGCUUGGCGAUUCCUUGGCCAAGCAUGCCCAGGAGCUGGCGGAUGCCCGGGCGAAGUUGGGCGACAUGCAUGCGCGAGUGUCGCAGUGCGAGGUCCACGGAGAGCACAUCGACUCGCUAAAGAAGUCGAAUGCCACCAUGGCCGGCAACAAGGCCAAGCUGGAAGAGAAGCUCGAGGAGCAUCACGCCACGCUCAACGAGCGAGUGAAUGCCCUCGAGAAGGAGCUAGCUUCGACCGGGGCCAAGGUGGAUGCUGCGCACAGCCGGGUUUCCGACGAGCGCACCGCGCGAGAGGCUCAUGCCGCCUCUUUGGACACGCUGCACAAGGCUCAUAACAGUCUGCAAAGCCAAAAAGCGCAGCAGGAUGCCGUCCACGCAUCGCUGAGGGAGCGUGUGGAGUUCCUUGAAUCUUCCAUCGGAGACAAUGCGGACAAGCACGGCAAGGCGUUGGCCGAGCUUCGAGCGUCGCACGCAAAGCUUGUCACCGAUUCCAAGAGCAAGGAGACAGCCCACUCGUCGCUGACCGAGCGACUCCAGUACAUCGAGCAGUUGCUGGGCGACUCUGCUUCCAAGCACGCUCAGGAGCUGGCAGAUGCCAGGGCAAAGCUGGACGACAUGCACGCUCGCGUUUCCAGGUGUGAGGUGCAGGGAGAGCACAUCGACUCGCUGAAGAAGGCCCAGAACACCAUGGCCGGCGGCAAGGCUGCCCUGGAAGAACAUCACGCCUCCCUAGCCGAGCGAGUCGGCUACCUGGAGAAGGCGCUGGGCGACUCUGCCGACCGACACAGCGCGGAGUUGGCCACCACCAGAAGCAAGGUGGAAUCGCUGCACAGCCGGCUGGGAGUGGAGCAGCAGGAGCAAAGCCAGAAUCGUGCCAAACACUACUCGCUGGAGGAGAGGCUGAAUUUCUUGGAGACUUACCUGGGUGAGUCCAAGGAGAAGCACGGCUCCAGCGCGGACAGUCGGCUCGAAGGGAAGCUGGAGGACCUACGAACCCAGAUACAUUCGGAGCGCAGCACGCGCACGCGCCAGGGCGAAGCCAUCAGCGAGCACUUGGAGAGCGAAAAGCGGGCCAGGGAGGCGCUCGAGGAGGCCGUCGCCCACCACAUGGCCAACCAUAGGCAGACGAUGGAGUCCCACGAGAAGCGUGUGCAAGAGCAGUUUGGUCACGAGCGGAUGGCCCGUGAGCGCCAUGUGGACCACGUAGAGGCGCUGGUGAAGCAGGAGAAGGACGCGAGGGGCCAGCACCACGAGAUCCACACGGACCUGAUCAGCAAAGAGAGGGCUGCCAGACAGCAGAUAGAGGAGCUCCUCCAGAAGGAGACCCACGAGCGCAGCCGGCACCAUGAGACCAUCGGCGAACGGGUGGAUUCGUUGCAGCGGACGGUGGCAGUAGGCAUCUUCGACACUUUGAUGCGCAAGGAGAUCGAAGAGAGGGGACUGGAGAUGCAGCGUGUCUGGGACGCCAUCGACGGCCACACUCAUGACCUCUCAUCGAAGAUGAAGGAAGGAAGCGACGUGGAAGAGAUUGGCGAGGUCGACGGCACGGAGAUCCGCUUCAGGCCGAAUCGCUCCCGCUCCGGUCCCUCCCUGCCCGGCCUGGUCAGCAGCCCCUCCGUGCGGUCGGUGCAAUCCGGAACGAGCACGCCUGUCAUGGUCUACAAAGGGUAUCCCCAGGUGAGGCAAGGCUCUCCGAUACCCCAAGUCCUCCCGACGGCUGCGCAUGAGCGGAUCACUGUGUCGACACGGACCUAUCCCGCAGUGGCCGCGCCAGUGACAACGACGCAAACCUAUUGCGUUGCGAGCCCUCCGAUUGUGGCUCCGAUAACGGCGGCUGUUCCCAUGGUCUCGGGAGGCAUCGUUCCGACGGGCAGCCGAAGCAACUCGCCCUCGCGGCGCAUGGGGGAUCAUGCAGAAGUGAGCUGCGGAAAGGCGCACUAUCACGGUGAGCGUUCGCACAACGCCACUGUCUACCCUUGA
This is a messenger RNA of Symbiodinium sp. CCMP2456, 3444 nucleotides long. The record is from the annotation of a GenBank genome assembly. NCBI's taxonomy places the organism in Eukaryota, Dinophyceae, Suessiales, Symbiodiniaceae.